ACAGAAACUGAACUUCGCACAGAGAGAGAGAGAGAGAGAAGCACACUCACAACAGACUAAGAGCUCUCCAGAGGGUGAAAUCUGGUUACAUCCGCAAGCAGAAUGGAAGCUGGAUGUUACAUUACUAUAUUAAUACUGGUUUUACUUCAAGGAACCUUGGCUGUGAAAUACCAACAUGAACAGCUCGCGGUCUUCUUCGCUCAGGAGAGCAGCCCCGACAAACAGUUUGAUGUGGAGGUGGACGGAGAUGAACUUUUCUACAUGGAUUUCAACCUGAAGAAGGAGGUGGCCCGGAUCCCCGAGUUUGACCCUCACUACAUACAGGGAGGAGAGGCGAGGAUCUCAGCUCAAAUAGCCAUCGUGAAACACAAUUUAAAUGUUUGGAAGAACCUGUCCCGCGGCUCCCCGGAACCGAAAUUUGCUCCUCAGAUUGCCAUGUAUCCUGAAGAGCCUGUCGAUUGGGGACAGCCCAACACAUUGAUCUGUCUGGCUGAUAGAUUCUACCCUCCACACAUCACCAUGACAUGGAAGAGGAACAGUGAGCCAGUGACUGACAGAGUCAACAUUACGGAAUUCUAUAUAAAACAGGAUUAUUCCUAUCAGAGAUUCACAUACCUGAGCUUCAUCCCGAAUCCUGGAGACAUGUAUUCCUGUCACGUGGAACAUGAGGGGCUGCAGGAACCAGCCACUGUUUUUUGGGAACCUGAAGUACCUGAGGAACAGUCUGGUCCUGGGACAGUGAUCUGUGUUCUGGGAAUUAUCCUGGGAAUUAUCAGUGCUGUUGUGGGAGUCAUCUUACUGAUUAAAGAGAGACAGAGGCUGCAGGCUCAGCAACAUGGCAUCUAGGGGUCGAAGGCAGGAAAUACUCCACCACACCAUGUCUCCUCAUCGCUUCAAUGUGUCCUCUUGAUGCACCACGUUGUCUCAUCCCAUUAUAUAUUCUUAUUGUUGCAACAUGUUCUAUCAUAACUUGGUGUGAACCAGCAGUGAACUACAACUUCUUAAUUUGAUACAAUUGUGUUUUUAGAAUUCAUGAUCAUUUUAAUUUUGGGGAAAAACAAAUUUGUUAGAAAUGAAAUGUCUCCUGUUCUUGUGUGAUAUGAGCACUGUCAGUUCAUUACGUUGCAUGUGCUGUCACAGAUUUUAUUAAAAUUAUACAGAUCUCCAGACUAA
Messenger RNA from Hemiscyllium ocellatum (epaulette shark), 1173 nucleotides. Its product is annotated as H-2 class II histocompatibility antigen, A-U alpha chain-like. Gene Ontology annotation, cellular component: membrane; MHC class II protein complex. The transcript has 5 exons. Gene Ontology annotation, biological process: immune response; antigen processing and presentation of exogenous peptide antigen via MHC class II; immunoglobulin production involved in immunoglobulin-mediated immune response. Lineage: Eukaryota; Metazoa; Chordata; Chondrichthyes; Orectolobiformes; Hemiscylliidae. Gene Ontology annotation, molecular function: MHC class II protein complex binding. The record is from RefSeq and is a predicted model, not a curated record. Bases 103 to 846 code for a protein of 247 amino acids.